GAUCACGUGGCGCCGCCCCAGUCAGCUGAGGGUCACGUGGCGCGGCGGCCGGCCGGCUCCGGGUCUCCGCGGCUCACGAUGCGCGGCGGGCAGGGCACGACGCGGGCUCCGGUGCUCCAGUUCACCAACUGCCGCAUCCUGCGUGGUGGCGCGCUGCUCAGGGAGGACCUGUGGGUGCGUGAGGGCCGCAUCUUGGACCCCGAGAAGCUGUUCUUCGACGAGCGGCGCGUGGCCGACGAGCAGCGGGACUGCGGGGGCUGCAUCCUGGCGCCAGGUUUCAUCGACGUGCAGAUCAACGGUGGAUUUGGUGUCGACUUCUCCAAGACCACGGAGAAUGUGGGUUCGGGGGUUGCCCUGGUGGCCCAGAGGAUCCUGUCCCACGGUGUCACCUCUUUCUGCCCCACCCUGGUCACUUCCCCACCAGAGAUUUAUCAUAAGGUCCUUCCUCAGAUCCCCGUGAAGAGUGGUGGUCCCCAUGGGGCAGGGGUCCUCGGGGUGCACCUAGAGGGCAUUCAUCAGCCGGAGAAGCGGGGCGCGCACCCCGAGGCCCACCUCCGCUCCUUUGAGGCACGUGCCUUCCCAUGAUGUGUGGCCAAGUAUGGUCCCCUGGACAAUGUCCGCAUUGUGACGCUGGCCCCUGAACUGGGCCGCAGCCAUGAAGUGAUCCAGGCCCUGACAGCAGGCAUCUGCGUUUCCCUAGGGCAUUCGGUGGCUGACCUCCAGGCUGCAGAGGAAGCAGUUCAGAGUGGGGCCACUUUCAUCACCCACCUCUUCAAUGCCAUGCUGCCUUUCCACCACCGUGACCCUGGCAUCGUGGGGCUCCUGACCAGUGACCGGCUGCCCCCUGGGCGCUGCAUAUUCUACGGGAUGAUUGCCGAUGGCAUACACACCAACCCUGCAGCCCUGCGCAUUGCCUACCGGGCCCAUCCCAGAGGGCUGGUGCUAGUCACCGAUGCUGUCCCUGCCCUGGGCUUGGGCAAUGGCCGCCCACACACUAGGACAGCAGGACGUGGAGUGGAUGGGUUGACGGCUUACGUAGCAGGCACCAAGACGCUGUGUGGCAGCAUAAGCCCAAUGGAUGUCUGCGUCCGACAUUUUCUGCAGGCCACAGGUCAGUGGGGCUGCAGUGUGGAGGCAGCCCUGGAGGCUGCGUCCCUGCACCGCCAGCUGCGGGGGCUGGAGAAGAGCAAGGGGAGCCUGGACUUUGGUGCUGAUGCAGACUUUGUGGUGCUUGAUGACACCCUCCGAGUCCAGGCCACCUACAUCUCUGGUGAGCUGGUGUGGCAGGCGGAGGAAGCCAGGCUAUAACCAAGGACUUCGACUGGAGAGGAUGCCCGGCCCCAGCUGGACACUGACAUGGCGGGCAGUCGGGGGAGCUGGUCUCCAGAGAGCAAGUUGGGACCCCCCCCUCCAGGUGGGCCCUCCCAGAGCCUCAAGUGACCUGGAGGCAGUGGCUUGGAUAAAUGUGCAGCCAGCAGGACUUACCUUGUCUCUGGGUGUUGCUUGCAGGGCUGCUUUAUCCUGGGCUUCAUUCGAGGGUGUUGUGUCGUGGGGCCAGGAAUGGUUGGGUUCCUUCUGGGGCCCCUGUUAGGCUGGAACUGUGGAGGUCUGCAGACCCACAGGAAGAUAGAGUUGGAAGUGAGGAGGGAACCCUUCAGUGUGGCAGGUGGAGUGGAAUCACGGCUGUGGUUGGAGCACUGCAGGAAGGAGCUGGGACAGUGAUUGGUGAAUGACUUCGAAAGUUUACUCACUAGGGCUGAGGGAGAUAGCUCAGCUGGUAGAGUGCUUGCCUUGCAAGCACAAGGCCCUGAGUUCCAUCCUGGUACCACAAAAAAAAAAAAAAAAAAAAAAAAAAAAAAGGAAGUUUACUCACUGCUCCUGAGCUGGGGUCAGCAGAGGGGAGGCCUGAGGCCCAGUUCUGGACCUGGGCACAGGUCCAGGCCUUCUGUUGAGACCUUCAUGAGGGUUGUCCACGUGGCCUUGGGACCCCAGGUCACCCAGCACUGAAGUGGCAGGAAGCAGUACCCGAGGCCCCUACACAGGCCAGGACCCUCAGCUAACUGUCUCUGGCCUGCUACUUGACGUUAGUCCCAAUCACCUAGCAUCCUUGUGCUUAGUCACUGUUCCACUUCUCUCUGCAUCAUAGCCGAGCAGCCCCUAUAUCCCCAACCUGCCUCUGGUGGCCGAUUGCUCCUAGUGAGCCUGACAACCUUCCCCAUGCCCACCAUAGUUGCCCACCUGCCUGGUGCUGGUGGGUAGCUCAGUGUCUCAACCCACUGUUCUGGGCCCUGCAACUCUGCUUGCUUCUUUAAUGUUUGCUUGGGCAGCACAUUCCAGGUGGCUUCCUAAAUUGCGGUAUCAUCAUGGGCCAUCAGACCUCUCUGGAUAGCUUUGAGGUGGCAGGCUUUGGGGGCCCUUCUGGCUCUGAGGAUAGCUGUGACCUGGGGGGGGGGGACCUGGAAGUGGUGUCUUGACUUCCUCCCAUUUGGGUCCUGGAGUAGGUGACCUCCAGACCCUUUUAUGUGAUAAGACUACUCCUUGGUGCAGAAGGUUGCAGAGAAAUGUGCCACGAUGCUGUUGUACAUUGCUCCCAAUAAAGACACUGUCUCCAGGCCCCACAGCCACAGAGCCAGUUCAUGGGCCUCCACCUCGGCUGCAGGGCAAACAG
Molecule: messenger RNA, 2668 nt
Organism: Sciurus carolinensis (gray squirrel)
Lineage: Eukaryota; Metazoa; Chordata; Mammalia; Rodentia; Sciuridae
Gene: Amdhd2
Product: amidohydrolase domain containing 2
Biological process (GO): N-acetylglucosamine catabolic process
Molecular function (GO): N-acetylglucosamine-6-phosphate deacetylase activity
Source: RefSeq, a predicted model, not a curated record